AGAUUCAACUUGGUUUUCAUCAUUUUGCCCCAAACUCACUCAUCCGUAAUGUCGCAAGCUGCUACUGUCUCAUCGAACAACCUGCCUUAUGCUGACCUGCCCCCGAUUAUGGCAGCACUCUUCGAGGCUAAAGCAAGGAAAGGGUUGUCUUUUGAAGCUAUUUCCAAGGCAAUCGGAAGAGAUGAGAUCUGGGUAGCUGCAGCGUUCUAUGGACAGGCCAAAAUGUCUCCUGAAGAGCUUGAAGCUGUUGCCAAUGUCCUGGACAUUCCCAUUGCUAACGUCCAGAGUGAGCUUGGUUCCCACUGGUGGCCUAACCGUGGUGGCCUUGGACCUAUGCCCCCCACCGAUCCCGUCCUCUAUCGUCUAUACGAGAGUGUCCUCGUGUAUGGACAUGCCAUCAAGGCUGUCGUUCAUGAGAAGUUUGGCGACGGCAUCAUGUCCAUGAUCGACUGCAAAGUUAACGUUACCAAAAAGCCGGACCCAAAGGGUGACCGUGUCGUUUUGACCUUUGAUGGCAAGUUCUUGCCUUACGCAAAAUGGUAGAAACUUCGUACUUGUCAAUAUAUUGUAUUAUUACCACAGAUGAUGUUAGGGAACCCUGAUGCAAUUGUUUCUGCCAGAUA
Suillus plorans is the source of this 623-nucleotide messenger RNA. RefSeq names its product cyanate lyase C-terminal domain-containing protein. The record is from RefSeq and is a predicted model, not a curated record. Gene Ontology annotation, molecular function: DNA binding; cyanate hydratase activity. The transcript has 7 exons. The coding region runs from base 49 to 543 and encodes 164 amino acids. NCBI's taxonomy places the organism in Eukaryota, Fungi, Basidiomycota, Agaricomycetes, Boletales, Suillaceae.